UUCAACAAAGUUCAUUUUAUUGUUAAUAAUUGUUUCACCACACAUCUGUUUGAAAGUUUUACAUAAAAUAAAAUGGCUGAUGAAAGAAACUCGGAAAGUUUUAUUCCAUCUGUGGUUAUUCUGUCUUGUCUGAUGGUUGUUGGAUUUGUUGGUAAUCUGCAUGUUAUUUUCGUAUAUGCGUUCAGGUUAAAGUUAACAAACCAUGCAAUUUUUAUUAUAGUUCUGAGCAUUUAUGAUAUCGGUGCUUGUAUUGUUCUUAUUCCUUUCAUAAUAUACAUGUACAUCAAUCCAUGGACAUAUGCCAGUGAUUAUACCUGUAGGAUCUUCGAUUUCAUGAUGGGUUUAAUUUUCACUGGAUCAGUUUUCACCCUACUGUUAGUUGCUGUUUACAGAUAUAGAAAGGUAUGCCGGCCACAUGGAUGGCAGAUAAAAAACCGUGUUGCUAAACUGCUUUGCUUUAUUGCUGCGAUAUCUGCCUGUGUUUGUUCAUGUCCAUUACUUGCAUUCAUUGAGGUAAGGACAAAAUCCGUGAAAAAUGAAACAUUUACAGUGUGCGUUUCAGUUAAAGACACCAUAAUUUAUGCCCUUUAUCAUUGUAUACUUAUGGCGCUGAUAGCUUUUGUGUCGUUAUGCGCUUUGGUAUCUAUGUAUGCAUGCAUUUUAAAAGCAGCAUCAAGAUUACAUGCCAAAGUAAGGUUUGAUGGUGUUCACAAAAGUGGUGUAACAGGUUUGAAGCAUAUAAAACUAAAUGUUUUAAAUAGACAUAAAGAACUAUCAACUUCAUGUUCAAAGAUAAUUGAUACGCCAGAAGUCGGAUAUAAUCCAGAUAACAUUGAGGGCAAGACAAGAGAUAAAAGCGAGACUUUAGCAACCUGCUCCUCCAACCAUAUCAAAACAGAGACAACAAAUGACAAUCACCUGAGAAGGAAAAGAAUUCGACAAAUAACCCUAGCUUUUAUAUUAGUGACAGUUUUCUUUUGUAUUAGCUAUAUUCCAUUUUUAUCUGUGGAAAUCGUUAGGAAACUGAGACGAUUGACCCCCUCAUACCACAGUAUAGAUAUUCAUAUUCCAAAACACAUAACAAGGAUCUGUGUAUUUAUCAACAGCGUAGUAAACUGUUUUAUCUACAGCUGCUUUGACAUACAGUUCCGACAGGAAGUAGGGAUGUUGUAUAAAAGGUUAUGUCGCAGACGACAAGACCGACGGUCAAAUUAAUACAAACCAUCUAGUUGGAAUUUCUCCUGACCAAUACAAAUGAUAAAGAUUUAAUCAUGAUAGCUUCACGUAUGGAUAUGUGUAGUAUUUUUUUGACUUUCACUAUGCAAUAUAUUUUCAGUCUAGGUACAAACUUUUCAAAGUCGAUAUAAUAAUAUUUUAUUUUAUAAUUUAAGAAACAGUUACUUUAGAAAAUAACAGGAAAGAAAUGGAAUGCUUAUUGUUUCCGCAUUGUCAGUCCGUCCCUUAAUUCCCUUAAGUUUACCCGAAAUACUUCUCGACAACCACAGAUUUGAACCUGUCUGCGAUCUUGAUAUUUCACAAAUAAAAGCGAAUAGAAUAUAACACGGAUAUAUAAGAUCGUGCAGCGGGAAAUAUUUAUUUAUUUCCAAUUUUUUGUCAGUAGUCCAAAAUACAAAAAGAAUUUACGUGGUGUAUGCUUUGUUCAAAGGAUAAUUAUAUUCAGAUGAAAUGUUUUGAGCAAAUUUGUACAUGGGCUGUGGCUGCUUACUGACUUAUUUAAAUUUUCGACAGUAAUGGUAGGAUAUUUUCGUAACAUCACAACCUGCUGAUACUACUAUUGACCGCUAAUGUGGAAAUCUAAUUUAAGUUGGCAAACAGGAAGUUGAUGAGUGACAUACUUGAAAUUGAAUUCAACGGUAUGGGACCACAUGUUGAUGCUGUAUACCAAAUAUUAAAAGGCUGUGAUAAGUAGUUGCUGAGAAAACUGUUACGAAAAAUUUCCUACCAUUAACCAUUAAUGUUAAAAAUUUAACUAAGUCGGCAAACAUUCACCAUACUAUAACCCUUCACCUUUGAAACCUGGCCAAAAAUCAACACCAGGAGUAAAAAGAUUCAAUAUACAAGUAAUUAUUCACAUGUUGUAUGCGAUUAAUGACUGAUUUUACGGUAUUUACAAAUGUAUCACCAUAUUUCUACUGCGUGACUAAGGCGGUAGGGGCUAUAUUGCAUAUUCUGACCUGGUUCUUUAAUAUAAUUUAAGUUGAUCGUUCGUGUCGUUUGCAAUGCGUAAAUUAUUUUUUUUAUUAACUGCGCAAUAACUUGAGAUAUUUUACUCUUAGAAACGUUUUCAAAAUUUUCGUGAAAAUCAACACGAAUCUGGAGCCAUGCUGCUUUAAAAGUAAUAAUCAAAGAUGUUAAAUCAGCAAAUUUGUCAAUAUAAAGUAUUUAAACUGUAGCCAAGUUUUGGAAAACUUACAAAAAAUGUAAAUUUGAUCAAUCUUUUUAAAAUAUUUUGCAAUUAUAUUUUAACAAAAUUAAUCGUUCUAAUGUCGCGGAUAAGGUAGAAAAUGGCGCUAAACCAGUAUAUUGUCACAGUUUCUACACAAUUUUGGUUGAUGCAAUGCAUUUUCCUACUGUAUUCAAUUCCUAUUGCUUUUUUAGUGUAACAACAAAACAAUUUAAGUAUUUUUUCUUAUCAAUAAUUCCAUGUACCAUGUAAAUAAAUGUAUAAAUUCUGUAGUCAUACUUUGUAAAUAGGUUAUGCAUGUUGUAUUUUUAUUCAUUUACUUUUUUGUUUCAUAGAUUAAAUAUAUGUAGGUCGCGUACCUUUAGAAAUAUUUAGGGCACGUUUUUCACCGGUUUUUAUGUAUCUCUCUUGAAAACUUAAUCAAUGGUCAUAUAUAACAGUAAGUUUGUGUUUUUACAUAGUUAAGCAUGCUUUAUCUCAAGGCCUCAACAGACGGUAGAAUUUAGUUGUACAGCACUAAUUAGAGAUAAUACAACACUUGCAUUCAGACGGUAACUCUACAUUUACAUAAAUACUGAAUGUCAUGCCUUAACACUUCACAAAUAGUUAACAAAAUACGUGUUUCAACGAAGCACACCGAUAAUUGUAUUCAUCUUCACUUCUUUGUUGUGAAAUACGAGUUUAUGUUACAAAAUUUCUCAAUUUUCUUGUACAUGGCGGACGUUUCGUCAUACUUCCGGUUUAGUUAUAUUUAUAAUCUCAACUCGAGGUCAGAUUGAUACAGAUAAUUUCUGCGGCAAAGUUGUUGAAUAUACUGAUUGAUAUGCAUUAUUAAAUGAUUUGAAUUGCAUGUUUGUUCUCAGAAUGAAAUAUUAUGACAUAAUUCGUUCAUCAGUAAGACCGGUGUAUAUAUGAUUUUUCCCGCAAACCGGAAGAAUGU
Messenger RNA from Ruditapes philippinarum (Manila clam), 3365 nucleotides. Its product is annotated as neuropeptide Y receptor type 1-like. Gene Ontology annotation, molecular function: G protein-coupled peptide receptor activity. The coding region runs from base 73 to 1215 and encodes 380 amino acids. NCBI's taxonomy places the organism in Eukaryota, Metazoa, Mollusca, Bivalvia, Venerida, Veneridae. Gene Ontology annotation, cellular component: membrane. The transcript has 2 exons. The record is from RefSeq and is a predicted model, not a curated record. Gene Ontology annotation, biological process: neuropeptide signaling pathway.